Messenger RNA from Astyanax mexicanus (Mexican tetra), 1549 nucleotides. It is a transcript of the gene limd2, whose product is annotated as LIM domain containing 2. Bases 186 to 530 code for a protein of 114 amino acids. The transcript has 4 exons. Gene Ontology annotation, molecular function: actin filament binding. Gene Ontology annotation, biological process: actin filament bundle assembly. Gene Ontology annotation, cellular component: actin cytoskeleton; plasma membrane. The record is from RefSeq and is a predicted model, not a curated record. NCBI's taxonomy places the organism in Eukaryota, Metazoa, Chordata, Actinopteri, Characiformes, Acestrorhamphidae.
CCCGGCUGAAUAAAAGAGACUGGAAAAAAACUCAACAUCAUUAGCGAGCGGCUCGUCGGUUUUAACUGAGCGCUGAAAGCGGCUGCAUAGAGGUGCAAAAGGAAGAAGCUUAGCAGCAGCUGAACUGCAGCGCUUUGUCUGUUCUGGUUUUAUUGCAGCGGUAAAAGAGCGGUACACAUACACAGAUGGACAACAGAAACGCCUCAGAAGAAAAGCCUGUUCAGCGCUCCAAGUCAUUCAGUUUCAAGACUCCGAGUGAGACCUGUGCAGCCUGUCAGAAGACAGUGUAUCCGAUGGAGAGACUGGUGGCCAACAAUCUUAUUUUCCAUACAGUCUGCUUCUGCUGCAAGCACUGCAAUGCCAAACUCAGCCUGGGCACCUACGCUGCCCUCCAGGGCGAGUUCUACUGCAAGCCUCACUACCAGCAACUCUUCAAGAGUAAAGGGAACUAUGACGAGGGCUUCGGGCGCAAGCAGCACAAAGAGCUGUGGGCUUCCAAAGACGCCGAGAGCAUCACCAAAACGGCCUAACGUCCACCCGCCGUGUUAGCACUGUUAGUGUAUUGCCCGUAUGUCCGAACCACUUAUGUACGAUGACCUGCCUGCCCUUUCUCACCCAUACUCUCACCCAUACUCUCACCCAUACUCUCACCCAUACUCUCACCCAUACUCUCACCCAUACUCUCACCCAUACUCUCACCCAUACUCUCACCCAUACUCUCACCCAUACUCUCACCCAUACUCUCAUUUCCAGUACUUACACACACUUGUGCACAAACAUAACGGGGCAGGCGUCUUUUCCUCUGGAGUGUGGCUUUUUUUUUUUUUUCCUUCCUAUUUUUAUUUCUCAUUUUUGUCACUUCGAUUUUAUUUAGCUUUAGAAAAUGUUUUUAUUUUUUUAUGUUCUUUCUUUGUUUUAUGUCUCUUGAUUGACUAGCUGUUUGUGACCAAAAUUCACCCCGUCUAGAUUGGGGAGAUUAUUUCUGUUAUUUUUAUCAUCUUUUUAUUUUAAUGUAAUAGUUUUUUGUGUACUUUAUUUAGCACAACUACUAGUUAUUUACUAGUAGGUGUAGGUAGGUGUGUCUGUAGGAGAGUGUGUAUGUGUGUGUGCGAGUGAAAAAAGAGCUCCUUCAGUGAAACAAAAUGCAUGAAUGAAUGCAGUGUUUUAGACCGUACACUCAGGUAGAGGUUCGGGGGAUCGUGUGUGUAUGUGUGUGAGAUUUUUUUUUUUUCGUCAGUCUUUUACGAUCUGAAUGAUCGAAUUCCAGAUUUUUUUUAAAUAAGAACCAUUGGGCCUGGCUUGAAAUAGAAUAUUAUAUCUGUGAAAGUACAGGGUACAUGGUACUGUAAAUAUCUCUCCGGAAUAUGCUUCACAACAAUAUUCACACACUCUCUCCAUCUCUCUCUCUCUUUUUUUUUCUUUCUUUUUGUCUUUCUAUACUGUAUUUCUCCAUGUCCCCCCCCCCCCCCCCCCCCAAACUUUUUAACUUUUUAAUUUUAAAAGCAUUUUGGACUCUGAAUACGAAUUAAAUCAUAUCAGUUUCACAGUA